AUGGAUUCGGAUGCCCCGAUGGCUUCUCCGGGUGGUGGUCCGUCUUCUGAGUAUCCAGGACCCGUUCCACAACAACACCCUUCCCAUCUUCCUGGCGUUGGGUCCCGACCCACGGUCAGCACCGAUGUGUCCGAUCUCACCCCUCGACCUUCUCCUCGCUCGGGAAUUCUGCGAAGAAACUGUCCUCGACCUCCGCCCAUAAACAUCCCUUUGGUAGAGGAUGACAUCGAAGACGACGAAAAGACCGAGGUCCCUCCCACCUCCCCCGAGUCUCCUGGACUUCCAACUCCCCUUCUUGCCGGGUACCCUGGCCGCGAGAUCUCUGGUGCCAAGUCAGAUGGCCGAGAGUGGGCUUACGACUGGGACUCUCCUCCUGUCUUGCUCUAUCCUGACGACCUCUCCAAGACCGAGUUCCAUGAGCACCCCCUGGCGCGACACAUCGAGCUCGAGAAGGGCUGGGAGCAGGGUCGACUUGCCUUGUACGGCCUCAUCUUGCCAGCCAAGAUCGACAACGGCACUCCCACCUACACUUGGGACUCCGACGAGGAGGAGGAGGAAGAUCGUACCAAGGCCGUCGUUCUGGCAAAGACACCACGCAGAGCGUCUCGACCCCCUCCUCUUCGCACGCCCGUUCCGGCACCCGCCAUCAACACCGAGCGCCAGCGGACCCCCUCCAAGGUUCUUCAAAAGGUCAAGACAUUUGCCAACUUCGUCGCGAAUGCGGACAUGGAGAAGGAGGUCCCUGAGCUGCCAACCCUCAAAGAACUUCUCGACCAGUUCGGCAUGCCCCCCGGAACCCCGGCCGAGUCGGCGCCUAGAACCUUUCUGCGUCCCACCAAGUCGAGCAACUCGCUUCGUCCCAAGACCCCGACGAAGCUUCCAAGUGCGACCAAGCUGCGCAACAAGAGAAGCGCCAUAGGCAUCACCAAGAUACAGAUUUCCGACCCUGUUGCCCCGGAGGAGAUGAAGCGCGUCGGCCAAGAGUUCAGCGAGGCCUCAACCCGCAGCCACCGCCCGAGGACCAAGACUGCAUCCGAGAGUGAUCGAAUCUCGAAUUACGCCGCAUCCCUCCGCAGCCCGUCCAACUUGAUCUCACCCUCCAUCUCGUCCAACAUGCCGCUGUACCUUCUUCAGCCCGCGCAUCCUACCGUUUUCAACGGCACCAACGAGCCUCCCCCCAAGUUCCGUCUCGCUCGUCCCCGACUGGCGCCCAUGGAGUACGCCCGGCAGUAUCUGCUCGCCAAGGCCAAGGCCGAUGAGCAGGGAGAGGAGUGCACAGUCCAGAAGCCGGACACGACGUGGUGUUGGUCGGAGCACUACAAAGAAUUCCUCAUUAUUCCCUCCAUUCCCAAGGGUGUCACCAGAAACUUCCUUCCAGAUGUGGAGGAAACCGACCCUGAAUGGAUCAAGAAGAAGAAACCGGUUGCAGCCACCAAGGACAUGGAUGAGGAGGCUGCAAAGCGACGUUCGUUCCAACCACUUCCUUUGAACUUGGCCCCUUCCUCGCCCCUCCUGCCAGCUCACCUUCGCACAAGCUCACUUGCUUCCACUGCCAGCUCGGACCCCAAGCGCGAUUCGUCCCUCGAUGCAUUCACCCUCGACCUUCCCAGAGCUGCUUCUUCCGACCAUUGCCUUUUGCAGUCAACCAAGGCUCUCAUCACCAACCCGACCGCUUCGAUUCCUCGCGCGAACACUGAUGUCUUUGUCGCUGUGAACACAAGCAGCGAGCGUGAGUACAGAAGUUCUUUCACCAGCUCCUUCCCACCCCAUUUCCUUUCAUCCACUUCCCUAGGCAGAGACAGACCCUCCAGACAAUACCAGCAUCCACCUCUGCUGGCAUCCGAACGGGACUCAAGUGCUGCACCUCCCACCCAUGCCUUCACAGCUACACUUGCUGACCACCAACCUGUUCAUCCUCCUGUUCAUGAACAACAACUCACCCCCAGAUCGGCCACCUUGAACGAUGUUCCCCAUGACUUCCCAUUCGCUCGGCCGCCCUCGGUCGCCGCCUUGCGGAGGGCAGUUAGCCCGGCGGUCUUCACACCUUUCUCGACUCAAGAUGUGCCUGCUACCUCUCCUGACCAGGACUCUCUCGACGAAGACGACGCGCGCAGCGAAGUCACCGCAGUGUACCGCCCAGAAUCUGCACUCUCCUCUUGUACUGUCAUUGGCCCCAGCUCACCUGUUCCCAGUACUGCUGACCGCAAUGAGAAUGAUAUCUCACCCAAUAGUAUCAAUUACGAUGAGUCCAACUUACCUCCUGCGCCGGUCUCCCCUUUGAGUAGUUCCCCAGCUACUCCGCAGAUGAGAACAUUUGCACCACUGCAAGACACUCGGACUCGCGAUACAUGGGAUGACGCUCUGACCCGGCGGUCCAGUGACGAGACAGUCCAGCAAAGUAUCGCCGACGAAGGAGUUGACUGUAUCGACUUUGCAGACACUUCAUCAGUUUACUCACAAGACAGUGUGCUCACCGCAAUCCACCGCCCUGCUGCUGGUCGUCGCCCUACUCCCCCGGACUUCAUGCCCCAGUCUGAGAGUGCUGUUGAGCAGGAAGAGGACUUGACCCCGCAACAGCUGCGUGAACCUUCAUCUGCCGAGGCUCAAGCGCAGCCCGGAACCUUGGAGAACUCAACCACCAUCCUUCGCCCGGUGUCUUAUGUACCCAACACUGAAGUGGCCCAGACUUACACUGCCAGUGAGGCAUCGCAGGAAUACCAGAACGAUCGUCGCUCCAGGGCUUCUACGCUUACUGUUGACAGCAGCUACACUCAUCGCAUGCCCAGCCAGGAUGGCCGCGCCUCCAGAACCUACGAGUCUCGCAUGGAAGCCGACCUCCGUCGCAUGCGGACUGAGGAGAGGCAGAACAUGGGUCGCGCCUCGUUUACCAACACAGAUGGCCGUCAGUACGAGGAUACCCAGAGAGUCAAGCCUCGUGGUACGCGGGCCUCACAUGCUGGCAACUCGCAAGACGCCGCAUCGGUUGCUUCAGUAGCAUCUUCAUCCACGUCUCAACGCGAUCGCUACUCCACAUUCUCUGAUGCCGCAUCUGCUUCAACAUCGGAGUCGCGCCGCUCUCAGGCACUCUCCUUCACCUCGGUCGCUUCCUCAGACCGUUCGAUAGCCAGCAAGCCCCGCCGCUCCCGCAUCGACACGCCUCAAGAUGCAGCAGCUCCUCUCCGCGACCCUCGCUUGCCGGCCCUCGACCCGGUCAUACAGUCCCCUUCCCAGUCCCCCGGCCUCAGGAUCUCUGCAACUUCCCCCGCCAUCAACUCCACCGGCCGCCCGCGCAAGUCUUCUCUUCCCAGCAGGCGCGACUCUGCCCAGCAAGGCACCGACUCUGAGCUUCCAUCUCUCAAAGUCCGCAGACGCAGACCAGUAGCCGACUUGGAUCCCCUCCCCGCCUCCCAGGCCUACCCGCAACCUCUGCGCUUCAGCUCCCUCAAGAGUCACCCUCCCGGCGCCGUCCCAGGCCAACCCAGCGCCAACAUCACUCGCUCUUCUUCGCGACUCAUCACCGACAUUGGCAAAGAGCUCGACCGCGAGAUGAAGGACAUGCUCUCGCCGCGCACCGCUGAUCUUGUCGCCCAAGAAGCCCAAGAAGAAUCCCUGGAGGAGAGCAACGUCGAGACGCCCACCCGUCGCCCGCCUCGUCAAGUGCGCUCCAUGAGAUCGCUCCAACGUUUCGACGCGCCCAGCAUGCCGGCGCCCAGCAAGCCGCUGCCGUCGAUCCCGCAGCCCAAGACGCGCUCAGAGGCUCCCAGCCGCCCGCAGACUUCCGGCCCUGCCUUUGUCGACGUUGACUUUGGCCCCGGCCCUGUUGUUUCGCGUGCUCACCCUCCUCUUCCUCCCAUCCCGCCUCCCCGCGUCGCUUCUGCCCCCCGUCCGCCUAUUCCUACGGUUACUCCCCUCGUCUCGCCGACGAUCCCUCCUUCCCCGUCCACCGGCUCUGUGUCCGUCACCCACAACGACUUCUCGGUUAAGAAGGACCGUACGAUCCGGCCUGCUGCCUCGGUCGCGGCUUUCGGUUAUCGUUCCACUCCGACGGUGGACCCCAUGCCAGCCCGUCAGGUUCGCCGCUUGGAGUCAACUGCCAACCUGCAGCCGCCUCCCGUGCCCCCGGCUCCGCCUGUCCCCACGUCGGCGCGUACCCGCAUCCUGGGCAAGAUGGCGUCCAUGGCCGAGCUCAAGCACCGGCGGGAGGUGGCCAGCUCCGCAAGUGGCGGCAGCAGUGAGGAGGCCGUUGGUAUGCGGACCUUCCUUGGGGAGGACGUUGCCCCGGCUGCUGCGCCCUCCAAGACGGAGAACAGCAGGAAGAAGUUCUUUGGUGGAUUGUUCCGGAGAAAGAAGGACGGCGAGAAGUGA
Messenger RNA from Colletotrichum aenigma, 4365 nucleotides. RefSeq lists its product as uncharacterized. The record is from RefSeq and is a predicted model, not a curated record. The coding region runs from base 1 to 4365 and encodes 1454 amino acids. The transcript has 2 exons. Lineage: Eukaryota; Fungi; Ascomycota; Sordariomycetes; Glomerellales; Glomerellaceae.